ACUGGUUGAGCCUCAGAAGGGCAUGAACUGCUCUGAAAAGGCAAACUUAUGAGAGACUGUUUUCAGAAAGUGGCCAUCACUGCUGCACUUGCAAUGAACAAGAAGCAUUUCCAAAGAGCUCAAGAUGACUUGGAAGCAAAGACCAAACUGAAGACCCUUCAUUAUCCCUUGCUGCCUGCAGCAUAGCAUGAUCCUGCUAAACCAAUCAGGAUAUUGCUAAGGCCUUGAACGAGUUGCUUUCGUGCCAUUUGCUGUGAAAGUGACAUGUUAUGAUAUAAAAGAGCAAUAUGAGACUUUGCCUCAGUAUUGCAAGUGACUCUUAAAGGGACAUAUAUUAAUGCAGGAAAAUUCCUGUCUCUGGAGCCUUGCCAGUGCUUCUUAGCAGAUGAAUAAGUAACAGAUGGAGUGAAAUUAUAGCCUGCCUGCUAUUUCCCCCAACUUCCCUGAACUCUCUUCAACUGGAAUGAUUUCAUGGAGACCUUAAACUGCUAGAUUUUAAUCUUGUCUUACCCAAAACCUUUAAUCUUGUUUUACCCAAAAUGGAAAAGUAUCUGAAGAAUAUUCUUGUUGUCUCAUUUGGAUUCUUGCUUCUGUUUACUGCUUAUGGAGGGCUCCAGAGCCUACAGAGCAGUCUCCACUCCGAAGAAGGCCUGGGUGUUGCCUCUCUGAGUGUUAUCUACGGAGCUCUUAUCCUGUCUUCCAUGUUCCUUCCACCAAUCCUCAUUAAGAAAUUUGGGUGCAAGUGGACCAUUGUCGGCUCCAUGUGCUGUUAUAUUACAUUCUCCUUGGGCAACUUCUAUGCCAGCUGGUACACACUGAUCCCAACAUCUAUGAUCCUGGGUCUGGGAGGAGCACCUCUCUGGUCUGCUAAAUGUACAUAUCUCACCAUUGCUGGGAACUCGUAUGCCCAGAAAGCAGGAAAAAUUGGAAAAGAUGUGAUCAACCAGUAUUUUGGAAUCUUCUUUCUGAUAUUCCAGUCUUCUGGAGUCUGGGGAAAUCUUAUAUCAUCCUUAGUGUUCGGCCAGUCACCUAACAGAACGGAAAUCUCAGAAGCAGAUCUGGCAUGCUGUGGUGCAUAUGACUGUGUGAACACACAGACUGGAAAUGAUACUGGUGCUUCGAACAAACCAAGCAAUACCUUAAUCUACACUCUACUUGGAAUUUACACAGGUAGUGGAGUGCUAGCAGUGUUGCUAGUCACUAUAUUCCUGGAUCAGAUCACAGCCAACAAAGAUGAGAGCAAAGAAGAAAAAACGCCAUCGUUCUGUUCCACUUUCUUGGCAACACUCCAGCAUCUUAAAGAUGGACGCCAGUGCCUUCUGAUUCCUUUGACCAUGUACAGUGGAUUUGAACAAGGAUUCCUUGCUGGUGACUACACCAAGUCCUAUGUGACCUGUGCCCUUGGGAUAAAUUUUGUUGGCUAUGUGAUGAUCUGCUUCUCAGCUGCAAAUUCGCUCUGCUCAAUGCUCUUUGGGAAGAUUUCCCAGUUCACAGGCAGAACAGUUCUAUUUGUACUUGCGACAAUUAUUAAUCUUGCCUGCAUAAUAACACUACUGCUUUGGAAACCUCGCCAAGAGCAUUUUGCUGUGUUCUUCGUAUUACCUGCACUCUGGGGUGUUUCUGAUGCUGUUUGGCAGACACAAACCAAUGCUCUCUAUGGAGUUUUAUUUGAAAAGCACAAGGAAGCAGCAUUUGCUAAUUAUCGCCUGUGGGAAUCAUUAGGAUUUGUCAUCGCCUUUGGCUAUAGCACUUUCUUACAAGUCUACAUCAAAUUAUACAUCGUUUUGGCUGUGCUGCUAGUGGCCAUUGUCUUAUAUGGAAUCGUUGAGUACCUGGAAUAUAAGACUUCUCAAAUGUCCAACACUACCAAUAAGGAGCCAAUCAAAUUCUCACAAGAUGUUCAGCAAUCAAAAAUGUAAGGCACAAUAUUGUUCCACUAAUAAACCCAAUUUUGGCUACCAGUGAUAGUGCUGACAUCAAUAGGAGCAAUGCACAACAGGACUGGGGACCGGGGGAGGUUUUUCUAGAGGCUUGACACUGAGGAAAACCAGAAGGGAACCAGUCUCACAAUGGGUGCAAUAAUACAAGCUGCUUUUUUCAAAAGAUUUUAAAUAUUUCAGACUUUUCUCAUGCAGAGUUCACCGUCCUGCUACUCAUGACAAAAUUGUAUUUGUGUGCUUUUUUAAUCUUUAGGGAAAUUCAAUAAACUUUUUCUGCCACUUG
Molecule: messenger RNA, 2223 nt
Organism: Eublepharis macularius
Lineage: Eukaryota; Metazoa; Chordata; Lepidosauria; Squamata; Eublepharidae
Gene: UNC93A
Product: unc-93 homolog A
Exons: 11
Coding region: 540-1919 (459 amino acids)
Source: RefSeq, a predicted model, not a curated record